This is a messenger RNA of Chiloscyllium plagiosum (whitespotted bambooshark), 2067 nucleotides long. RefSeq names its product modulator of VRAC current 1 (gene mlc1). The record is from RefSeq and is a predicted model, not a curated record. Gene Ontology annotation, biological process: regulation of response to osmotic stress. Lineage: Eukaryota; Metazoa; Chordata; Chondrichthyes; Orectolobiformes; Hemiscylliidae. Gene Ontology annotation, cellular component: cytoplasmic vesicle; plasma membrane; endoplasmic reticulum.
GCUUUUUGUAUGAAUACAGUGCCUCAUUGCACAACACUGAGACUGCUGUCACUGCAUUUUUGCUCUUCAGAUUGUAGUGAGUUUUCCUUUGAGACAAAUAUUUAUUUUCUCAAAAUAAACUGUCACAUAUAGCUAACAACUUUCUAUUGUACCGAAAAGGAAAAUGACUAAGGAAGACAACUAUAAAGAAGAUUUUAGCUAUGAUAAAAUGUCUACAUUGGAACGUGUAAAACAAAGUAAUGGAAAUUACACUGCGGACUUUAAAUCCAGUGAACCUCAGCUAGAUAGAAAAUGUCAUACUUGUUUUCAUCACAGGGGAUGGAUCUACAAUUUGAUGAUUGGGAGUUGUCUCCUGAUUGCUGUUGGCUUUUCAGUUUAUCUGGGAAACGUGUUUCCUGAUGAAAUGGACUACUUGCGUUGUGCAGCUGGUUCAAGCAUUCCUGCAGCAGUUGUGAGUUUUGCCAUAGCUAAAAGGAGAGUUAAUGCAAUGCCACACUACCAGCUUCUUUUUAUCUCAACAUUUGCUAUCACGACAACUUGUAUGAUUUGGUAUGGGUGCAAGCUUGUCCUCAAUCCAGCUGCGUUAAACAUAAACUUUAAUCUUGUUUUGCUUGUACUUCUGGAAAUACUCAUGGCAAGUAAAGUUAUACUAUCGGCAAGAUCUGACACUGAAUGCUGCAAGAGAAAGAAAGUCCAAUCAUAUGAUGCAACAGCUUUAUUGUGCCAUAUAAAAUUCCCAUCUCGUAUGCUGAAGUCCUAUUCAGUUGUUGAAGUGAUAGUGGCAAUUUGUGCAGUUUUUGGUGGAAUUAUUGCCCUGAACAUGGGUGCUCUGGUUCCAGGUCCUUACCUAUCAGUGACAUUCUUUUGGAUUUUGGCUGCAUGUUUUCCUGGUGCUAUUGCGAGUCAUGUGGCAGCAGAAUAUCCCAGCAAGUUCUUGAUUGAAGUCCUAAUUGCUAUAAGCAGCGUCACAGCUCCAAUGCUAUUUACAGCCUGUGGAUAUCUAUCCUUCAGCAUUAUGAAGUUUGUUAAUAUCUUUCGACAAAGUUCAACAAGUUUACGUUCUUAUGACAUACUGGUAUUUGUUCUGAUGCUUUUGUUGCUGGUUCAGUCCAGUCUCUCACUUGCCACAGUCAUCCACUGCAUGAGUUACAAGCUUCAAGUUAAAUAUUAUGAUUCAACAUGGAAUAUGUCAAACCUCCAAAAGGAGAACUGUAAGACAAUUGAGAUACCCAAAGUCCCUACAAAGGACUUUGACAAAGACAAGGCAUGGAAAGCUGUCAUGGUACAGAUGGUACAGUAGCAAGAACUGUUUCCUGGAUCUGCCUGAUAUGUACAUUUAUUUAUCAGUUGGUCAAUUUAGAACGCUUCACAUUAUCCAACAUUAAACUUUAGGUAAAUAGUGUAAAUAAUCUCAUUAAUGAAAUUAACUACGUUAACAAAUGAUUCAGUAACUUGAAAAAAUGUCUUUCUUAUAAAUUAACCUUUCAUAUAAAAGCAUUUUCCAUAAUAUUGCCUUAUUGACACUGAAACUACCAUUCUUUUAUAGAAUUAUUUUGGAUUGUGUACCAGAACAACUGAAAAUAAAUAAGUUAUAUCAAUUACAGAAGUUUGAAUAAACAUUAGCAAGUAUGAGUUUUUGUUUAUUGGAGUUUAAAAUAAAUAAUAAAGUUUGACAACACCAUAAAUUAGAAUGUAAUAUUUUAGCUCAAUUGAGAACUGUUUUACAAAGUUAAAAAUCACACAACACCAGGUUAUAGUCGAAAAGGUUUAUUUGGAAGCAACAUUUUUACAAAAUGUUACUUGCUCAUAAGGUGUGGCUGUCAUUUGCAAGCUAACAUUUAGAAAUGUGUGAUGAGCCAUCUUUUUGAAGCAUAGGAGUCCAGUUAGUGUAGAUAUUCUGACAGGUUAGGAAGUGAAGAUAGAAUAAUGUAUUUUCAAGUCAUGGUGGUUAUGUGAUGAAUUUGUUGUACUAAAUAUUGUUUAUUAUUGAAGCUGAGGAUUGCACUGUCUUUCUCUAAUCUUGCUGCUCCAUGGGGCAGAACAUAAAUUUAAUUGUUUUACCCAGUU